AUGACGUUGCUACGCACGCUGGAGCUAGAGACUCACGGCCGCGUGACGCUCCGUUCCGACCAGAUCGGCCCCAGUAUGAUCGACAUUAUGCUUGGUCUGCGUGGCCAAAGUCCUGGUGACGAUACCGACGAGCGAAGCAGUCAAGCGACUGAUGGCGGCAUGUCGACGAUUGAGCGUGCGAGCAAUAUGUCGAGCUUUUCCAUCGCCACGGGACGGACGAACGGAUGGUCUGUGCGUGAGACGAUGAUCAUAGCUGAGCAGGAGGACGAUCCAGUGGGGAAACACAAGACUAUUUCACCGAGUUUUGGACGGAGGAAGUCCAGGACACACCGAGUCAGCUGCGUUAUUAGCUGA
This is a messenger RNA of Phytophthora infestans T30-4, 354 nucleotides long. RefSeq lists its product as uncharacterized. The record is from RefSeq and is a predicted model, not a curated record. The transcript has 2 exons. Lineage: Eukaryota; Oomycota; Peronosporomycetes; Peronosporales; Peronosporaceae. The coding region runs from base 1 to 354 and encodes 117 amino acids.